Lampris incognitus (smalleye Pacific opah) is the source of this 1914-nucleotide messenger RNA. Its product is annotated as m7GpppN-mRNA hydrolase-like. NCBI's taxonomy places the organism in Eukaryota, Metazoa, Chordata, Actinopteri, Lampriformes, Lampridae. The transcript has a single exon. Gene Ontology annotation, molecular function: manganese ion binding; RNA binding; 5'-(N(7)-methylguanosine 5'-triphospho)-[mRNA] hydrolase activity. Gene Ontology annotation, cellular component: P-body; cytoplasm. The record is from RefSeq and is a predicted model, not a curated record. The coding region runs from base 77 to 1180 and encodes 367 amino acids. Gene Ontology annotation, biological process: nuclear-transcribed mRNA catabolic process, nonsense-mediated decay; deadenylation-dependent decapping of nuclear-transcribed mRNA.
UCGCUCGUCAACGAGCUCCCUUGGUAGCCCCGAUCCAUUCUCUUCUGUACUAACUAAGCCGCCCUGCGACGUCGUUAUGUUUUUAACUAAUAUGGAUUCGAAAGGAGUUGACAUUCCUCCCGGCGUACUGGACGACCUCUGCAGUCGAUUCAUCCUCCACAUACCGAGCGAGGAGAGAGACAACGCCAUACGCGUGUGCUUCCAGAUCGAGCUCGCCCACUGGUUCUACCUGGACUUCUGCGUACAGAACACCCCGGGAUUACCCCAAUGCGGGAUAAGGGAUUUUGCCAAAGCGGUUUUUCACCACUGUCCGUUUCUUUUGCCUCACGGGGUGGCCGUACAGAACGUUAUAGAACAGUGGAAGGAAUAUAAGAUGGGUGUCCCAACCUAUGGCGCGAUCAUUUUAGAUGAAGCCCUUGAAAAUGUAUUGCUUGUUCAAGGCUAUCUGGCAAAGUCGGGCUGGGGUUUUCCAAAGGGAAAAGUAAACGAAGAUGAGGCGCCUCAUGACUGUGCAGCUCGGGAAGUUUUGGAAGAGACGGGCUUUGUUAUCAAGGAUCGUAUCUGCAAAGACGUGUACAUCGAGCAGAAAAUUGCUGACCAGUUGGCUCGAUUGUACAUCAUAACCGGAGUGUCGAAGGAUACAAAGUUCAACCCCAAAACAAGGAAAGAAAUAAGGAACAUUGACUGGUUUCCGAUUAAGAAGCUACCAUGUCAUAAGAAUGACAUGACUCCAAAGUCCAAACUUGGAAUUGCCCCGAAUAGGUUUUUCAUGGCCAUCCCAUUUAUAAAGCCACUCAGAGAAUGGAUUGCCAAGCUAAAGGGAGAAUCCACAGACAGUGAUGAGGAUCUUUCCACCAAUGGCAGUACUCCAUGCAAAACUUUGGAAAACCCUUGGACAAACUAUAGGCAGCCCCGGGGUAAUGCAGCAUCUCCAGAAGACAACUGGGGGAAACACAAACAGCAGAAGACUCUUGGACAGCUGAGCCAAUAUGAGAAAGAAGAAAGAAGACUUCAACCCAGAAGACAGCAGGACAACUCUGAGAAAUAUGCAGUUCCUUGCAAUUCUAUCAAUGGCCAUCCGGCAGUCUACAGCAGAGAUUAUGAGCAUCUGCUUUCCUCUGUGUCCUUCCUCAAUUUCAAAUUUGAUAAGGAAGCCAUCAUGAAAUGUUUUGACCACUAAUAUGGGGGUUUUGACUUGUUGUGCCUUUUUUAUAACAACCUGCCAGCUUCUUCGCUUCAGAUACUUUUAUUACCAUUAUUUGUCAAGGGAGGGGUUUUGCCCCACUUUAUAUUUCUACAUUAACCAAUAAUGAUUAGCAACUGUUGCCAACUACUGUUGGCAACUGGUGGUUAAGUGCCUUGCUCAAGAGUAUUUAAAUGAUUAAUUAUGAGAUAGGAAGCAUUUGAGUGAUUUGUUUUCCCUCCCAGCAGCUUCUCCAGCUAUGUCUGGUUACAAGGCCCAUUUUCUUACUUACCUUUAAGCUACAAGGCUGGAAGUGGUAGUAAAAUUGUGGAGAAAGCAAUUUUUGAAAACUUACAUUCUUUGACAGAAGAAGAGAAGUAUUUUUCACAGUUUCAUAGUGAGUCACUCAAUAGUACCAUGUUUCAUUUGGGAAUCCUAAUAUAAGUGUUAUUACUUUGUUUUAGAAUUCAAUAAAUUUAUGCAUAAAAAUCUGUCGCAGAUAGUGCAGACUUGGGAGUUUAAAUUCAGCCUGUGAUGUAAGGUUCAAAGAAUCAAGCAUCAGUUCUCUACAGAGACUUGAUAACUAAUAAAAAUAUCAAACCUUGUUUUUUUUAGGGAGUUGUUCCUUAUCCAACGCAAGACUUUAAGGACAUGAUGUUGUGUUGCUGUAAAGACCACUGAGGCAAAUUUGUAAUAUGUGAUAUUGGGCUAUACAAAUAAAAUUGACUUGA